AUGGUUGAACAAAGGGCAUUGUCAUUGUCUGAGUUGGAGAACUUAACUGAGGCUGAACUUGAAACCCUCAUUAUUGACUAAAAGUCAGAUGAUGCAAGAUACAUCUUAGGUCGUUUAUUGAUGGAAGGUAGCAGUGAGAAGAUCAAGAAAAACGAAAAGAAAGGAGUCAACUGGAUUAAGGAAGCCAUUAAGAAUGGUCAUAUGCUUGCUCUUGAGUAUAAGACUUACUACGAAAUUAGAUUUGAUAAUCAACCUAAGCUCAAUAAAAUUUUGAAGAAUUUAGAGACUAUAGUUGAUAAAACAAAGAGCACUAGAGCUUGUAACACUUUGGCUGAGUUCCAUCAAGUUCAAGACAAGAAGGAAGAUCAAAAGGAAAAUGCUGCUAAAUACUACAACAUUAGUGCUGAUUAAGGUUGCUAAUUAGGUAUUCAUUGGAUGGGUGUGUUCUAUCACUUGGCAUUCGGAGUCCCUAAAAAUGUUGAGAGAGCAAUUGAAUAUUUAUCUAAAUCUGCAAGAGCAGGAAACGGUCAAUCAUGCCAUCAAUUAUUUUUGAUCUACUCAGAUGAGAAAGAAGGUUUCAUGAAUGUUAAGAAGGCUUACUAUUACCUUGAGAAGGGUAUCCUAAAUGGUGUCUCAUUGUUUGAUUCAUUACACGCCUUCUUCAAGCUACAUUAAGACGAGCUCACAGCAGACUUUUUAUAAAACAAGAAGCCAGCUGCCUAGGUUAAUAAAGAUGAUAAAAAUGAGGUUUUAAAUCUUCAUGAAGCUUAUGUAAAUGAAAUGAAGAAUUCUUUCAGUAAUGCUCUUAGCAGAGAUAGAUUAUACAUGAGACCAGUCGGCUUUUUAAUGGAAUAACAAAUCUGGAUGGUAGGAGUACUUUCUAAGUAUUUUGUAAGUCAAGUUUUGAGAUUCAAUCAUCAAGAUUUCAUGAGAGCUCUUAAACAAGAUCUUCCCCCAAUCCUUGGAGAAAUGGGUCUUUGGAUAUUAACUAACUACGCAAACAGACAAAGAGAGAAGAACAAGACUGAGAAAAGAAAGAUGGUUUAAGUUGCAAUAGAAAUAGUUAAGAAAUAUCUUGAGAACGGUUUUGACUAUCUAGGUUAGGAAGGAAAAUACAAUUUGAUGAAUAAAUACGGACCAAAGAAAUGCCCUGCUCAAUAAAUCAAAAGAGAAGACUUAUAAUUCAUAUAUUCAUGGCUUCACUAUGCUCCUCAAUCAUGGUAUAAGCACCAGAUCAAACUUGAGGAAGAGUUAAAGGCUGACGAGGAAAAGAGAAAGAACCCUGAUGCCUUUAAGAAAUGUACAUUCUGCCAAGCCCCAGAGAGCAAUCUAAGAAAGCACAAAAUGUGCUCUGCUUGCAAGCAGGCUUUCUAUUGUAGUGCAGACUGUCAAAAAUACGACUGGCAAAAGACUCACAAGGUAUAGUGCAAGGAACUACAAAAGAAUAUGCCCAAGACAAAAUGA
Stylonychia lemnae is the source of this 1464-nucleotide messenger RNA. The record is from the annotation of a GenBank genome assembly. Lineage: Eukaryota; Ciliophora; Spirotrichea; Sporadotrichida; Oxytrichidae.